Messenger RNA from Morone saxatilis (striped sea-bass), 2989 nucleotides. RefSeq names its product G-protein coupled receptor 26-like. The coding region runs from base 415 to 1476 and encodes 353 amino acids. Gene Ontology annotation, cellular component: membrane. The record is from RefSeq and is a predicted model, not a curated record. Gene Ontology annotation, molecular function: G protein-coupled receptor activity. The transcript is spliced from 3 exons. NCBI's taxonomy places the organism in Eukaryota, Metazoa, Chordata, Actinopteri, Moronidae. Gene Ontology annotation, biological process: adenylate cyclase-activating G protein-coupled receptor signaling pathway.
UAGCUCGAGAGACCGACAGCUUGAAGUACUUUUGUGUCCUUUUUAAAGCUGCCAUCAUGUCAAUGCGCAAUUGCGCAGCCAGGAAACCCUCAGUUGUGAGACCAGUGGCAUGACAAGGGUGCUUGAAAACUACCGCAGCGCCUUACUAGAGCAAGCCUCCUGCUGUGACCCAAUUCCCAUGAAACGGACUCGUAAAUUCCCUCAUAAUAACCAGGUGAGCUUUCUGUCUGUCAAUUCCCUGUGACCUAACCGUGGACGCCGUUGGAGGGACCGUCUCGUUUACUGAAGACAUUUGGUGCUAGGGGAGGGUAAGCAUGACAGUGUGUUGGAUAUGUUGUGACUGCAACUCAUGACAGUUUGCAUCAAGACUGUGGAUGCACUCAUCAAAAGUCUUUAUAUUUGAGAGGAAGCACCAUGGACGCAGCGGACGUAGUUGCUUCCGUGUUGGUUUUGGGGAUUAUUAUCGUGUCGCUGCUGUCCAACGUCGUGGUGCUGAUCUGCUUUUUGUACAACCCGGAGAUCCGCAAACAGGUACCCGGUCUUUUUAUUCUCAAUUUGACGUUUUGCAACCUGUUGCUAAGCGUGUCCAACAUGCCACUAACUCUGGUCGGGCUCAUCACCACGGGCCAACCCGGAGGCAGCGGCUUCUGUCAAAUUGUGGGUUUCCUCGACACUUUUCUCACCACAAACUCAAUGCUCAGCAUGGCAGCUCUCAGCAUCGAUAGAUGGGUGGCGGUGGUGUUCCCGCUGAGCUACCACUCAAGAAUACGGCACCGGGAUGCAGUCAUAGCGCUGGGAUACACGUGGAUACACUCACUUUGCUUCUCCACAGUGGCCACCUGCCGCUCCUGGGUCGGGUACCACCACCUUUACGCAUCGUGCACUCUCUGCAAUGUCAGGGCGAAGGGAACCGGGACGCAGUUUAUCAUUUUUACCGUGGCUUUGCACUCCCUCACUUUCCUCCUCACGCUGAUCGUGUUGUGUGUAACGUAUCUGAAAGUGCUGAAAGUUGCACGGUUUCACUGUAAACGCAUUGACGUGAUCACUAUGCAGACGCUGGUUCUGCUUGUGGAUAUUCACCCCAGUGUGCGACAGAAAUGCUUGGAUGAGCAGAAGCGGAGGAGGCUGAGGGCCACCAAGAAGAUCAGUACAUUCAUCGGCACAUUUGUGGUGUGCUUCACCCCGUAUGUGAUUACAAGAAUUGUAGAGCUCUUCUACCCAGGACCGAUAAACCCUCACUGGGGUGUGUUGUCCAAAUGUUUGGCAUACAGCAAGGCAGCAAGCGACCCAUUUGUCUACUCACUGCUGCGUCACCAGUACAGGAAGACUUGCAGCCUUCUGGCUAACAAGGUCCUCAAGAGAAGUCCACUCAACUCCUCCUCCCUCAGGAUGGAGAACAACGCAGGGAGGAGCAACACCAACUCCAACACAACCAACAACAUCCAACCACCUACCAACAAGCCACUAGGACAGUGAAGGUCAUCACUUUCAGAGACAAUUAGGGUGCUUUGCCGUGCUAAAGGUGUCAUGGAUUUGACAUCUUACUUUGAAGUUAACACUCAUGAAAACAGGGGUAUGACAGUAGAUUGACCUCUGUGGGAUGGUGUAACGUCAGAGUGAACAAGCUUGUCACCUGAUUAUUGUUGAAGGACAAGGCUGGCGAUAUUCUAUAUUUUUCUUAUUAUCAACAAGUCUCAUGAAAAGACCAAAAAGUGAUGCACAAGUCUGUCCAGCUGGGCAUGGUAGUAUUUUGCACAUGUUCCUUAAACAGGAGUAAAGCAUGCCUUUGUAGGGGAAUACUUUAAGCAGCAAAUGUGGUACACUAGUAAAUAUUCAGACCAUUAGGACAUGGGAUUAACUAAAAAUAAACCAAAUUUGACCAUGACAUGUCACCCAAUGCAAUGGUGUGGCUCUUACAUGUGUUUGCAAUGACGACAGCAAAGGUGCAUGGCACAGAGGAAUCAGCUAUACCAGGCUUUGGCUAUACUGUACAUGUAAUUAUUGUCAGUUGGAUCAAUUCAUUGAAAAAUAUAGAAUAUCAUCAGCCUUAUUCUUUAAAGAAGAAUAGACGACCACUUUUGUAGGUUGUGUGUGUAGACUGUAAUGGCAUUACGUAUUUCAGUGUAAUAGUCAGUCUUUUUCUGCAAAGAGUGACAGUUUCUUAUGAGUUGAUUUUGUAGCAUACUGGUAAAUGUGUGUCAAAUAGGCUCUGUAACAUGGAAAUCACCAUUAUGGUGAUUUAUUUGUUAAUUGUGUCAUUAAAGGCACAAACUGAAUUAGUGUAGCCCUAUUUCCAAAGUUCAGAACACAGGAGCCUGCUAUCACUCCCAAAUUGAUUAGCAGUUCUUGUAUGUGGACAAGCAGUAGACAACUACAAUAAAUCUUAAGUUUUAACAUUUCCUGAUGCUGUUAAAGGUCAAAUCAGUAAUGUACUAAUGCAAGAGUAUUUUCAUUACCUCAAGUCAGUAAAGUUGUAAAUUAUAUGGUCUAAAAAGGUCUCUGUUUGGGCCUUUAGUUUUACAUCCCACCUGAAGUGAAUGGCUGGAAUUCUUGAUAAUUAUUCAAGCAUAACUUCUGACCUCAAUGAUGAUACUUUGGCUGGAUGAAGUAGUGUGUGUGUUUAAGGGAUAAUAUGAAACAGAUGAACAUUUUUGACAGUACAGUCAUGUCACAUGCACAGCAGUGCAUCGCACAGAUGGAAUUACUGUAUGUUGUAGCUGUGAGGCCUGAGUUCUAAAGUGCCUUUUAGACUAUGAGCUCUCUGAUUUAUUCAAAACACAACGGAGGAAACCUUUCACAUUCUGUCAUUUGCUUGGUAUUCUGUGCUGUGGUUAAGCUUGAUGAUAGAGCCUGUUAUGCAGUUUGGUCACAUUGUAAGAAAAGUAAUGUUUAUUUUGUAAUACCACCACGUUGUAUUGUUACGUCGGGCAAAACAGGGUAAAAUAUUAUUUGAAUGUGGUAGCAACUAUUCAGUGAUGUGAAUUAACAU